AUGAUCUCACAUUCGAGUAUCAACAUCAACGCUUUCCCUAACGUCCAUCCCAACCAUGUAAAGAGAACUACCCAACGCCCUGUUGAUGAUCCCGCCGCCCUGGUUCUAGAGGCAUGGUCUCAGGGGCUGAUGGCGGGCUCCCUUGUAAUCAUGGCCGCUGUCACAAUUGCAAAUAUGCGACCUGGCGUCCUACUGCAUAAAUUGAUUCUUUUGGAGAUAUUAUACCAUUCCCCUGGGCAAUUGGCAUUGAUUCUGGCGACACCCCAUGGAACGUUUAUCUUCGCCCCAGAUCCAGUAUACGGAUGGUAUCUAGCCUCCACCGCGAUAGGAUUGAUUUUCUCCUGGUCUUUGCAUAAUGUGAUUUCAUGGAUGAAAAACAGACCCUUUAUGAGCCGCAAGCUGUCACUUUUCUAUAUCGGUACUAUCAUCCUGGCGCAGCCAUACUGGGCGACCGAGAUAUACGCCAACUUCGCCUACUUCAACAAUAUUAAUCUCACUGUCUAUGAAAGGAUUAGGCCUUGGGAGGCAAUGUUUCGCGAUCCCUGGUGGAUUUACACGACCUGUAAUCUCUUUUGGGUGAUCAAAAAGCACUAUAACUUUGGAAUAAUCGGGCUGGUGCGCGAAUGUCCCCGUUUCGGUCUAAUGCUGGGAUCAAUGUGCCUCUCGAUUUUCUUUAUUGUUGCCGACAUCCUCAGCGUGACUGGAAUUCUUUCGGCUGCCAUGCCCCUGGGCAUCAGCCCGUUCUGCAAGGUAAGCUCGCCGACAGGCAACCUGUGCUUUAUGUUCAAGUGCCUCUGUGACACUAUUAUCUUAGACGACUUCAAGACUUCGCUGGACAAGCUUAGAGCUCAAUGGAUGAUGCGACAGGGUAUACAGGUAGUUCAUUCUCUG
This is a messenger RNA of Penicillium longicatenatum, 891 nucleotides long. RefSeq lists its product as uncharacterized. The annotation marks the transcript as partial. The transcript is spliced from 4 exons. The record is from RefSeq and is a predicted model, not a curated record. Lineage: Eukaryota; Fungi; Ascomycota; Eurotiomycetes; Eurotiales; Aspergillaceae.